AUGAUGCUCGUGUGGCCGGUGUUACAUUCUCUCUGUGUUCAAGCUAUGACAAUUCGACUGUUUUUAGGAGAAAAUUAUCUGCUUUAGCAACCGAAUUAAGGAGGUCUCCUUUUUGUAACUAACGGGAGACGUUGCUUCCCAUUUCGGGUUCCGGUGGCAAUUUUGUGUCUAAAAGCCGCGGCCGUUCUUCGCCUUGUAAUUGUCGACAGUUUUGAAAACCUGCUGCAGUUUUAGUGCAUUUAUUCGGCUGCUUGUCCUACCAUCGCUGAUACGGUUGAAAAGAGAAACAUGUCUAGCGAGUCUUCAGAAUUAAGGCCGUAAAUACGCCGGGGCUGAUUCUGCAAAUUUGGGCAAAAGUUAGUUACGAUUUCACAACACAAGAUUUUUCCAAACGUUAUGAUCUAUGGUUGGCAAGUCUUCACCUCACGAUGAUUGAAAAUGGACAUAAGCUGGCUUCUUUUUGAGCAUUGUUGUUUUAGAUAAUGGACGAGAGAUUUCCUUCAGACAAUGGUCCUGAUAUGACAAACCACCAAGAAAACUGUAAUCACACUCCUGCCGAGAAAUCCAAAACUCCUGUUGUUACCACUGCUGAAGUUUCAAGUGAUCAGAGCACAAACGCAGAUUCCCCAGAACAGCCACAAGCCAUUACCAUGGCAACACAACCUAAGCCUUCUCUAAGUACUGUUCAUGUACAGCAGAGUUUUCAUGGAAUCCGUUCAUCCAUACCUGUAUUGACUCAUUCAGCUUCUGAGCCAACCUAUCAUCAAUCAAGGAAAACUCUUGUGCGAAGUGUCGCUGUGACAAGUGUUCCUUCACCUCCACCCUCUCAGUACCCAGAUGAGGUCACAGAGGGUGCAGUGUUGAGUAAAAAUACCAGUAUUGAAUCCUGUGACAGUGGAAUAGCAGGAGAGUUACCACCUCGGCUUGAGGCCUUGGCAAGAGCCUCUAAACAGAGUUCACUUUCCAGAGAUGGUUCAUUUGAAUAUACAGAUUCCACGGGAACUGACCUGCAUGAUUUUAUUAUAAAGACUCUAAGGAAUCCCAGGGAUCGCAAAUUUCUCAUGAGACUUGAACAAGACUUCCUUAAUUUUAUUCAGCAACCAGCUCUCUUCCUUCACUACCCACCUAUGACAUCAUACCACCGCAUGAUUGUGCACAGAGUUGCCGCUUACUUUGGUAUGGAUCACAAUGUUGAUCAACAAACAGGAAAAUCAGUCAUAAUAAAUAAAACAGUGAACACAAGAAUACCUGAAAGCAGAUUUUUAGAACUGAUACCCAGAGAGGAAUCAGAGGACUCAGAGAGUUCAAUUCCACGAUUAAUUCUUAAAAGACAAAAUACACCGUCAGACGAAAGCACCCCUCCAAAGAUUGAUAGUCCUGUUCUUAUACAUUCUAUGGAGGACAAGCGUUCUAAAUCCAUUGAGGAACGAGAAGAAGAGUACCACAAAGCCAGGGAAAGGAUAUUUAAUCAAGAUUCUAUCUCAUCACAGUCAUCACAGUCUUCUAAAGGCGAAAAUGAUAUGAUAGUCCCUCAACUUCUGCAAAGGGAGGACAUGGAAAAUGUAAGUGAUGUUGCCGGCGAGGAAAAACUUGAAAGGCUACCUAUAAGUAAAAUCGGCAAGUCUAAAUCAGAGGAAGUGGAUGUGACAGGAGACAGGUCCUCGACUGGGACGUCGGGCAUCAGAAUAAUGACGAACAAGCCAUUUACUAGGUCCAGUAGUAGUCCAGGAAUAAGUCAUAUCGGUGGUUCACCCGCUUUGGAGCGUGUAUCCAAUUCUUCUCGCCGGGCAUCAGAUGGAAACCAGAGGCAGCGCCAUCUACCUGGCUCACAGUCCGUCCUGUCAGCUCCACUACCUUACUGGGUGGCAGAGGGGACCCCUUUGGUUGUACCCUCUGGGGAGAUGCAGAUGCUGCCGGUGCAAGCUCCAGGAGUACAAGGGAUGCCAGUGCCUGUCAUGGCUGCACCGGCUCCUACGUCACAGCAGAGUGGUGGAGUGAUGUGGUCAGUGCCUCAAGAGCCUUUACAGCCUGGAGUUAUGCUUAUAAAUCCUAAUACAGGGACACCUUUGUUAGGAGCAGACGGAAAUCCUUUGGUUAUGCAACCGGCCUAUCAGCAAGUCAUGAUGAAACCAAGUUCAAGCUCAGGCUACACUCAGCCAUCGACUGUCCGCACUCCUGUACAGGCUGCACAGCAACCUUCUGCCAUAGCGCAACAGCAGCAGCAGCAGUCGCAACAACAACAGGCGCAGAGUGCGGUGAAUUCUGGUCAGCUUGUGAUGCCGCAGUAUGUCAAUAUGCCGCCACCGGUGUAUGUAUUACCGUCGAGCGGUCGACCCCCAUUUGCGCAGCAACAGGCUGGCGCAGAGACGGGAAGUCAUUGGUCUGCAUCAGCUCAACCGGUAACUUCAGGAAAUCCGGGAUAUCAGGACAUGACUGCCCAGUUUGGCGCGCUUUCUCUUUCGGGACAAGCCACUCUGGAAUCGACCUCGUAUCACCACCAACAACAGUACGCUGAGUCAGGCGUGCCGAGCUCCACUCGUACAACUUCGCCAAUGUACGUCAACAGUGUCACUCAAGGUGGUCAAAUGCAAUACGUUGUGUUACCUCCUUCAGGCAUGCAGUCGCAGAUGAGGCCGUUGAUACAAAGCCAAGCUUACGGUGCUCAAGCGGUCCCCCAGACUGCAAACCCUCAGCAAUACCAAAGUUACGUGGUUUCACCGACUCAAACACCAUAUCAACAAUUUCCCUACGGCACCCUUCCUAAAGAUGUAACUUCCUCCGUCAUUCAACAACACGCUCGAUCCCAGACACCACCCACCCCUCCCCAAACAGCGUCGCCUGCUCAUACAAACCAGUACUUGCAGCAGCAGCAGCAACAACAACAUCAACAUGCUCAGGCGCAGCUGACAUAUUCAUCUCAAAUUCCCCAGCAGUCACCACAACAGACGCAUACCACACCAUAUCAACAACAACAACAACAAACGACUUCGCCCCACAACCCACAGCAACUUCUCCGACCUAUGGUACCCUUAGUCAUUCAAGGGGGUCGGAGUGUUGCUAUGGCAGCUGCCGUCGGGCAACAGGGCCCAGUCCCUUCUCAGUACCAACAGACCCCGCCGCAUGUUCAGAACCAGUAUCCCUCGAAUCAGAGGAGAAUGUAUAAUAUUGAGAGACGCGCUUUCAAGACUGGCGAGAUGUACAGCUCCGACGCUGUCAUGCAAGGCUCCCCCUCGUUGGUCUCUUACGGGGAUGGAUCGAUAUCUACUGGUUAUGAGAUUCAGGGAGAAAGGAGUCAGUUUAACCAAUAUCCGUAUCAAAGAUACGGUUCCUCGGGGCAGCCUGCUAACCAGCCGUUCAACAAACCGAAAAAUAAACAAUUCAAAGAACGGCGAGGAAGCCCACGAGGACAACACCAAGAUACGGGCAAGAAACAUGGCCGUAAAACCCCAGAGACUGAGAGGACGGCUGGUGAACAGUGACAACUACGAGAUUUUGAUGUCCACGUAUUUCAAUGAGUCAGCCUUAUUCUGAAGGUGUAUGACUUACCCAGGGGAAUGAAAAAAGUAAUAUGAAAAAUGAAUUAUUGGACGAUCUGGUGAAGGCUGGGGACCUGGAUCAAAUGGUUGAACACUGUUACGAGCGGAUCACAAGAGAGUCCGGUCAUCGCAAUUUUUCCUUCCUCAACGAUAGCCGAACAUGCUCUAAAUACAAUGUCACGCUUCAAAUUUAAACUUUGCCAUUCUCAACACAAAAAAAAAAAAAAGCAGUCACGCUUAUGCGGAUUCGAACGCUUCUAUUUCGUCCU
This is a messenger RNA of Pocillopora verrucosa, 3805 nucleotides long. Its product is annotated as cAMP-regulated phosphoprotein 21. Gene Ontology annotation, molecular function: nucleic acid binding. Lineage: Eukaryota; Metazoa; Cnidaria; Anthozoa; Scleractinia; Pocilloporidae. The record is from RefSeq and is a predicted model, not a curated record.